Suillus bovinus is the source of this 1086-nucleotide messenger RNA. RefSeq lists its product as uncharacterized. The transcript is spliced from 4 exons. Lineage: Eukaryota; Fungi; Basidiomycota; Agaricomycetes; Boletales; Suillaceae. Bases 1 to 1086 code for a protein of 361 amino acids. Gene Ontology annotation, cellular component: Prp19 complex; U2-type catalytic step 2 spliceosome; U2-type catalytic step 1 spliceosome. The record is from RefSeq and is a predicted model, not a curated record. Gene Ontology annotation, molecular function: pre-mRNA binding; U6 snRNA binding; metal ion binding.
AUGAGCACAGACGAAAUAACAACCGUGGUGGCAAAACCAAAGCCAGCCAAAAAACUCAAGCCUGCGCGCAAGCAAGUGAAAGCGGGAGAUGUGGAAAGAAAGGAGACGCCUCAGACCGGGAAGGAAUAUAAUAUCUGGUACAACAAGUGGGCUGGAGGUGACCGAGAAGAUAAUUACUCCAACAAAGUAAAAUCGCAAACUCGGUGCAACAUCAAGAAGGACUCAGGCCUGACUCGAGCGAACACGACUGGUAUUCGCUAUUGUUGUCUGUUCUUUGCUCGUGGAUGCUGCCCAUAUGGAUGGGAGUGCGACUACCUUCACACUCUUCCCGACCCCGAUAACGCAUUACCUGAUUCGAGUAAAGAUUGUUUCGCUCGAGACAAAUUCUCAGAUUACAGAGAUGAUAUGGGUGGUGUUGGUAGUUUCAACCGACAAAAUAGAACGCUAUACGUUGGUCGAAUCAAGGAGACCGGCCCAGGUCCAGAGACAGAAGAAAUUGUCAUCAGGCACUUCAAAGAGUGGGGCGAAAUUGAACGCAUCCGCGUGCUACAGUAUCGUAGUGUCGCAUUCGUAACUUAUGUCUCGGAGUUCGGCGCACAGUUUGCAAAAGAGGCCAUGGCGUGCCAGUCCCUUGACAAUGAUGAAAUCUUGAACGUUCGAUGGGCCACCGAGGAUCCCAAUCCGGUGCAGAAGGUGGCGGAAAAGCGGCGACUGGAGGAGAUCGGGCAGGAAGCUAUCAAAGCGCGGAUGGACCCUCGUAUUGUUGAUGCCAUGCGGGCUGUCCGUGCGUUAGAGGAUGGAGAUAUGCUGGAUGACGAAGGAGAAGUGGUAGAAGACCCAGAAUCUGGCGACCCAGAGGCAAAACGGCGGCGAAUUGAGCUGCCACCGCCACAAGAAGCGAUAUCAGAGCCUCCACUCCAGCCCCUUGGUCUGCUGUCAGCCGAUACAAUGGAAGGUCUCAAAUACUUUGCCGAAAUAAGAAAGCGGAACGGCGUCUCAUUAUCUGUCGUAAAUCCAAAGGCAAUACCUCCGAAACCAUUAACUUCAGGGCUGGGAGUGGCGGACUACGGGAGUGACGAGGAUUGA